Messenger RNA from Annulohypoxylon truncatum, 1507 nucleotides. Its product is annotated as 1-acyl-sn-glycerol-3-phosphate acyltransferase. Lineage: Eukaryota; Fungi; Ascomycota; Sordariomycetes; Xylariales; Hypoxylaceae. The record is from RefSeq and is a predicted model, not a curated record. Bases 463 to 1371 code for a protein of 302 amino acids. Gene Ontology annotation, cellular component: endomembrane system. The transcript has 2 exons. Gene Ontology annotation, molecular function: 1-acylglycerol-3-phosphate O-acyltransferase activity.
GUCUCCCUAGGUAGGGUUUUCGCAAACCUUUGGAAUGUUGUAUUGUUAGGUGACGGGGCGAGUCGCGUACCGAACCCAAUAACAUUGACGUAACUUAGUAAACGUCAACGCCGGAACGGGCCGUUUGAAACUGAUUCUUGCAUUGCGGAUUGCGGCAUCUUUAUGGUAAAUCCUUGCGGCAGCUUCAGUUGCGAAUUGCUUGUUUGGCUGACCCCAGCGAUCUUCCACUCUAAGCGAUCGCCGGGUCUGAUCUCCAAGCGCUUAGGCCGAGACCCGAACCUGAAACGACGGGGCUGCUGGUCAUUGUGACAAGUCGACCGAGUUGCCGAAUUUCCUGUGGCCGGAAUUGGUUUUUAACUCGUGAUCCAGACGGAGGACCGACAUUUAUUUUUUUCGGUCCGUCGUCUAGAAGUCGGUCCUUGUUAUUGUCUCCAGUAUCUCGACAUCCACGUAGAGCCCUGGAUGGCUCUAGUAGCGAAGAUUGCCGCCAACCUAAGGGGCGUGGCGUUAGUAACCCCUUGGGUUCUUCACCUGGCGGUGUGCGACCUUGCGCUAUCUCUCCUCUUGCCAGUGAAGAUAUUCGCGCCGGACCUCGUCUAUCACGCUUCCUCCCGCAUUGCAUACUCCGUCUGGAAGUGGAUCCAGGUCAUAUUCGAGAGUUGCAAUGGCGCAAAGAUCACGUUUUCAGGGGACCGUUUACCGAUGAAGGAGUCGGCUGUUGUCAUCUCGAAUCACGUUACGUGGGCCGACUUUUACAUGAUUCAGGCCUGUGCCUUGCGUGCGGGUAUGCUGGGGCAAUGCCGAUGGUUUGCGAAGAUCCAGCUCAGAUGGGUUCCAUUCCUUGGUUGGGGCUUGUGGGCGAUGGGUAUGCCAAUGGUAUCCAGGAAUUGGAUGCGAGAUCAACGUGAGCUUCAACGCGUCUUUGGCGGGAUCGUGCGUAGGAAGUGGCCAAUGUGGCUGAUAAGUUUCAGUGAGGCUACACGAUUUACUCCGAAGAAGUAUGAGGAGUCUAGACUCUGGUGCAACGAGAAUGGCCGCCCGCAGCCCUUGCAUUUGUUAUACCCCCGUACCAAGGGGUUCGUGACUACUGUGCAGCAACUAAGAAAGGCACCUCACGUAAAGGCUGUGUAUGAUUUCACUAUUGCGUAUCAGCAUAAGGAUAAAUUCCAUAUAGCUCCGAACAUGUGGGAAACUUUGAAGCUUCCAGAUCUGAGCGGUUCCCACGAAUAUAGAUUCCAUAUCCAUACGCGGCGUUUUCUUCUGGAAGACCUCCCUUCGACGGACGAAGAACUGGUGAAAUGGUUGGAGCAGCGGUGGGUCGAGAAAGGGGAAUGGCUCGAUACUAUCAAAACUGAAUGGGCUACAAGAUAGUUCGCUCAUGGAAGUAUGCACAUAACCUGUGAGACUAGUACUAGAUUUUGAGACACGGUACCCUCUAUGUUGGAGUAGUAACUCGGGGGUGACGCUUUGAUAUGAGAACACUACUAUGUAGAAAUGUCAGCCGCAU